AUGGGGUCUCCCCUGCUAAAGUCCUGCCCCCAGAGCUUGGUGACCUUCCCUGAUGUGGCCAUGAGCUUCUCCCCAGAGGAGUGGGCAUACCUGGACGUUUCUCAGAAGAAGCUCUACAAAGAUGUGAUGCUGGAGACCUACGAGCACCUGCAGGCAGUAGCAGGGUAUUUUGGGGUAAAGCCUGCGCUAAUCACCUGGUUAAAAGGAGGAGUCCUGGGGAGGCCGCCACGAAGCCUGUUUGCCGCAGAACUCAAGCCAGAAAUCCAUCCUUGUCCCUUCUACUCUCUUACCUUCUUCAACAAGAACUUCCUCAGUCAUCACAUGAAACAAAGUCAUUCCUCUUGGAUCCUCCUGGGAACAUCUGCAAGAAAGCACCCUCAAUCAGAGAAUUCCCGUCCAUGUGAUCAGAACCAAUGGUGCCAGCAUUCAAAGAAUGACACACUUGAAAGUCAAAAGCAUGAAGAAAGCUCCAUACAUUUGGCUAGUAGGAUGAAGCAUAGAAGAAAUUCAACAGUGUUUCCUAGACUGAUGAACAGCCAAGUAGGUAGCGCUGGUAAACAGAUGACAAUGGAGGAAGACAUUAACACAAGCCUGAAAGAAAAUCCAAAGGACACAGGUGGACAAGUUCCAGAGAUAGACUUGCCAAUAAUUUUAAGAGACAAGUAUGUAAGGCCUGAGCAAGGCUUCAAUGAUGGAUCAUAUAUCAUCACACAUCAAAUGACUCACACAGAGGAGAAGCCCCAUGUUUGUAGAGUGUGUGGCCGAGGCUUUGGUCAGAGGUCAAGUCUCAUCACACACCAGAGAACACACACAGGGAAGAAGCCCUAUGUUUGCAGGGAGUGUGGGCGUGGCUUCAGUGUGAGGUCACAUCUCAUCACACACCAGAGAACGCACACAGGGGAGAAGCCCCAUGUUUGCAAGGAGUGUGGGCGUGGCUUCAGUGUGAGGUCAGGUCUCAUUAUACACCAGAGAACACACACAGGAGAGAAGCCCUAUGCUUGCAAGGAGUGUGGGCAUACCUUCAGUCAGAGAUCAGAUUGUGUCCAGAAGGUCCAGGGACGAGACGCCAUCGACAAAUGCCUCUUCAUGUCCGAGAUAUCACCUGCACCCCAGGUGAAGCCUGAAGCAAGGCCUAGAAGCAUCAAUAUUAUUGGUUAA
Messenger RNA from Suncus etruscus (white-toothed pygmy shrew), 1158 nucleotides. RefSeq names its product histone-lysine N-methyltransferase PRDM9-like. NCBI's taxonomy places the organism in Eukaryota, Metazoa, Chordata, Mammalia, Eulipotyphla, Soricidae. The transcript is spliced from 8 exons. The record is from RefSeq and is a predicted model, not a curated record. Bases 1 to 1158 code for a protein of 385 amino acids. Gene Ontology annotation, biological process: negative regulation of transcription by RNA polymerase II. Gene Ontology annotation, molecular function: DNA-binding transcription repressor activity, RNA polymerase II-specific.